AGAGAGAGAGAGAAGGAGAGAGAGAGAAGGAGGGGGAAGGGAGGGAGUGACGUAGGUUGUACAGACUGCCAUUAUGAGGAAGUAAGAAUAAGUAAUAGGACACCUGGCUGUACGGUCUCUUCCCAUGGAGUUGAGAGGGGGGGAAGUGUAGGUAAACCGGUGUGACGCAUUCUACACCGAACCUCACUGAUAUUCACAAAGACAGCGCUAAACUUUCUUUGGUAGACACACAGACUGUUGAAUACUUUCAACAAGAAAGAAGAAAGCACAGUGCCAAGAGACUGCCAUGCACUGAAAUUUUAUGCUGAGGACACAUUGGACUACACUUGCUGGAGAGAAGUAUAGCUUUUUAGCUUCCAGAAAGAUUCUUUAAACUUCCAAUGUUUUGUAAACAAGCAACAUGGCCAGGACUGUCAGUCGGUUUUAACCUAAUUUACAGCACUGGAUGGUCUGAUAUUUGCUGAAAGAACUAAACAUCAUGUUGUGGUAAAGAUUUAUGUUUUUGUCUUGAAGAGGGCACAGCUCAAAUACAGCUUUACCUGCCAAAAGGAAGCAAGAUAAGAGGGAGUUUUAUUGAGGCUAUAAUCGAAACACUCUUAGAGUAGGCAAGAAAAACAAGCGGAUUUGCUUUCACAAAAGACUUCUCUUUUCCGACCAAAAUGUCAUAUUGGUCUUGAUCACACUGAAUGCCUACAAAAGAGUGAUUGAACAGUUUUAUUUUUAAGUGGAUUGAAGAAAGCUUUAAAAUUCUUGAAAUGGAUGGGGACAAUUCAUGUGGGUCAUUAAUCCAUAAGUUAUUAGCCUCUCCUAGGUUUGCAAGGACAGACUCUCAGCAGCAAGCAGGGGAGAGUGCUGUGCUUAAGUCCUUCCAGACAUUGCCUGAAGAAGAGUCAUAUCCACACCCUGCUAACUAUGGUGAUGUUAAUAACAGCUUUCUUAAUGUUCCUCCAAGUCCAGAAAUGAAACAUACUCUCAGAUCUGGGCUAACAGUUAAACAGUUCAAUACUGAGUUCUAUAAGGAGGAGAACUCUCUCUUUCCAAGUUGGAGAAGGCCUUUUUCUUCUUCCAUUAAUGUUUUUCCAGACUCAGAUGUGGUUCAAGUUACCAGAGUGGAGACCUACAGUGACAAUGAAAAUGAGGAGGAAGAUGAAGGGAGUCUUGGCCAGCAUGAAGAGUCUAGAAAUCAUCAUGCAAGGGAGAGUGAUGUGUCUAAAACAAGUUUAAACUUUCCAUUUCUCACAGAUUUGGAGUCUACAAGUAAAGAUGGUGUAUCUAUUUUGAACAGGACAUUUUCCAAUAAGAGUUCUGACAGUCAGCAGGACUCCUCUCCAGGCCUUCUUGGGGAUUCUUAUCUACAUAGUGGAGCAGACAGCAUUGAAGUAGAAAUGGGUUUAGAUAUGUCAUCUGCCAAAGAUCACAUAUUCAGGGAACAAACCAAUCUAGUUUUGCCUGGAGAUUGUAGUGCUGAUGGACAUACAGUUUCUCCAUCCAGGACUGAAGGCUCUCUUCCUGUUUCUCCAUCUAUGUCUGAAGACUCUGUUCUUCUUUCUCCUGGCAGGACUGAAGACUAUUUUCCUAUUUCUCCAUAUAGGACUGAGGACUCUCUUCAUGUGCCUUUAGCUUGCGAGUCUCCCAUUAAGCUAACAUUAGAGUCUCCAGCUAUACCAACAACAGAUGGAAAUGCUUUGGACUCCUCAUCGAUUUCAGAAAAGCAAAAUUCCGAUCAAGACAAGAGUUGGGGAACACGAAAAUUUAUUUUCAUCGGGUUAGAGUCUCACAGCCCAAUAAACGAUACCUUUCCUAUCUUAGCUCUUCAACCAAAGGACCCUUUAUCCUUGGAUCAGAAAGAGUCCCUAAAUUAUGUCAUGCCAAGUGCCACUUCUCCUUCACAAGACAUUAAAGAGGACAUGUCUGCCACCAAGAAAACCAUCACAAAUCAUUCCACAACUCUCUCUCCCAAAUCACUCUCGUUAACAUCCAAGGAACCCUUCCAGUUGCCAGCCCUUUUCAGUGGUUUACGGGUACUAAAGAAAGGUGCUGUAGGAGAGGAUAGAGAGACUCUGUCUGAGAUCAAGCAAAAAGAUACAGAUCGGGCAUUGCUGAGUCUUAAACAGCAUGUCAACAAAGCUAAACUGAAACAGCACCAGGCAAGCACUUCUACACACAAAAAGGGAGCUGAUUCAAAAGAAAAGUCUGAGUCUAAGAACCAGUGGCGCCGAUUGAUACAUUUUGAUGACAUCCGCAGUGAGGAGAGUGCAGAAAAAGGCCCAAAGGACACAGAAGCCCUUAUUACAGGAGACAAAGGAUUAGCAAAAGAUACAACAGGAGAGUCUUUAAAGUUUUUGUCUAAGCCCUUAUUAAACAACACUGUAGAUGUUUCAGUGGAUCUAGAGGCUGUCAAGAAGAAAAUAAAAAAUGAAAGAGAGUUGCUGAAAUCCAUCUUUGAGAAACCUCUAACUAAAUCACCUAGCAUUGACAAGAGUCCAGGAGAAGGCAAAACUGAGCUGUCCUCCCCAGGAGAUAAUGAUGACAGGACACCUGGGAGACUUCAAGCAAUAUGGCCCCCACCCAAGCCAAAGGAUGAAGAAGAGAAAGUGGGACUCCGUUACACCGAAGCAGAACACCAGGCUGCUCUUCUGCAGCUGAAGAGAGAAUGUAAAGUGGAAGUAGAAAAUCUGAAGGCUGAGUUUGAGCUCAAGGUCUUCCGUCUGCGUGGAGAGCAUGCAGUGUCUAUUUCCCGGCUGCAAGAAACCAUUACUAGAAUUGAGCAGGAGCGAGGCUAUACACGGGGCAAGCGAAAAGUGCGUGAUGCUUGUGUGUCCACAGAAGACGACGCAUCCCUCAAAACAUAUCGUAAUGUUUGCAUACAAACUGACCGGGAAACUUUUUUGAAGACUUCAGAAAGUGAGAGCACCAAGCCUGUUCAAAGCCUGCCACGAAAACUUGACCUAGAUUCAAUUACCCAAAAUCUAGGUGUGGUACCUGGAGCUCCACCUCUACCACCUCCUCCUCUGCUUGGCCAAUUACAUGUCCCACCAGCUUCGGGUCCAACACCUCCGCCCCCACCACCACUGCCACCUCUGCCCCCACCACCACCACCACCUCUACCUGGAUCAACAUCACCACCCGCUCCACCUCCUUUACCUGGAGCUGGAAGUGCACCACCCCCACCUCCUCCACCCCUUCCUGGAGCCGGUCCUCCUCCUCCUCCUCCUCCUCCUCCACCUGGUAUGCCUGGAGCACCACCCCCACCUCCACCCUUUCCAGGGUUUGGCCCCCCACCUCCUUUGCCGACCUUUGGGACACCGAUGGAAAAACCCCCACGCAAACCAGCAAUAGAACCUGCAUGUCCCAUGAAGCCUCUCUACUGGACUCGAAUUCAGGUUCAGGACAGCAAUAAUAACACAUUGUGGGGCUCUCUGGAAGAGCCAGAUAUUGUUGACACGAAGGAGUUUGAAGAGCUUUUCUCCAAAGCUACGCUGCAGCCGAAGAAGAAGCCUCUUUCCGACACAUAUGAGGAGAAGCCCAAAGCCAAGAAGAUCAUCAAGUUAUUAGAUGGGAAACGUUCCCAAGCAGUGGGGAUCCUAAUAUCCAGCCUUCAUCUGGAGAUGAAGGACAUUCAGCAAGCGGUUCUUAGAGUGGACAACUCCAUAGUGGAUUUGGAGACAAUUGAAGCUUUAUAUGAAAAUAGGGCUCAAAAUGAUGAGCUGGAGAAGAUCAAAAAACAUUGCGCAAACUCAAAAGAAGAUGAAUUCAAACUUUUGGAUAAGCCUGAACAAUUCCUUUAUGAACUGGCUCAGAUUCCAGAUUUUGCCGGUCGAGCUCACUGCAUCAUAUUCCAGGCUAUGUUUCUUGACUCCAUAUCAUCCAUCCAUAGUAAAGUGGAGAUCAUCUCUAGAGUGUGUAAGGGUCUCUUGAACAGCGACAAUAUUAAAGAAGUGAUAGGUCUUGUUCUGGCCUUCGGGAAUUAUAUGAAUGGAGGGAACAGGACCAGAGGGCAGGCUGACGGCUUUGGCUUAGAAAUACUGCCCAAGUUGAAAGAUGUCAAAAGCAGGGACAGUCGCAUCAGUCUGGUGGAUUAUGUGGUGUUAUACUACCUACGAAACAUAGAUAAGGAUGCAGGAACGGAUAAAAGUAUUUUCCCUCUGCCCGAACCUCAGGACUUCUUCCUUGCUGCUCAAGUCAAGUUUGAUGACCUCUUCAAAGACAUGCGGAAGCUGAAGAAGGAUCUCACAGCUUGUGAAAAAGAUGUCCAAAAUGUGUGUGCCAGCUCUUUAGAAGAACACCUCCAACCAUUCAAAGACAAAAUGGAUUCUUUUCUUACCACUGCAAAAGCAAAGUAUACUGCUGAAGAGGAAUGCCUCAACACUGCCCAGAAAAGCUUUAAGGAAAUGGCCACCUACUUUGGGCUUAAACCCAAAUCCGGAGACAAGGAGGUUACACCUGAAUAUGUUUUCUUACUAUGGUUUGAGUUCUGCAAUGAUUUCAAGAGUGUGUGGAAGCGUGAGAGUAAGAACAUCUCCCAGGAAAAGCUAAAGGAAGCUCAGCAGAAUGUUAAAAAGAUCACAGCUGAGAAGAAAGUGGAGACAAAAAAGGUCAAUGCCAACAGUCUGAAGGAGAGGCUGAGGCAAAAAGAGGCGAAUGUGUCCUCCAGCUGAAGAUGGCAGAGGGUACAGCCUGAUAAAGCAUAAUUUCCUCCUCCAUUAAAGAAAGUGUUUUGCACAGGAGUAUGGCAUUCUAUUGUGCUACACUGCUCUUAAAUGAAAUUUCCACUAAAAAAAAGACGUUUGACAUCUUUUUGUGGACACAAAAUUGCAAUCAGGAGCUGUGGGACAUAGGACAGAAACCAUCUCCACAUGAAGGACAAGGAUGUCUUCAGCAACAUUUAUCUCCUGCUUACCUGGUUAGAACAGGUUCCAUUAUAUUAAGUACAUUUCCAAUGGCAGAAUCUCAGAUUCCCCUGUAAAAUCAAAAAAUAAAGAUUCACACACAAAAGGGCAUUAAAAAGAAAAAAAAGAACAACCCAAAAUUUUUACAGCCAUCUUGUUAGGUUUAAUGGAUUAAAUGUGGAGAAAAAGACAGAAAGAGAGAAAGAUAAAGUUAAUGCUUUGCCUAUUCCACUUUAUUUUUUAGAGAAACUACACCUCGCUGCAGACACCGGCAGAAUGUCUGAUCUUGUCCAUCUGUUAAAACCUCACUUACAGACCUCAAGAUAUAAAUGAAAAGAAGAAAUACAAAUCCUGCAUUAAUUAGAGCGGUUUAAAAUGUUUGUCCUGUCAUGAUUUAAUUUUAACUGUAAAACUACACAUUCGGUCUCAUAGCUGUAGCUUUAUCACUGUUACAUGCACUUUCCUGCUUGAUACAGCAGCCCUUUCGCCACAUCUAUAUGAUAUAUUGUACCUCCGUUGCAAUGUAUCAUAACUUGUAGUCUCUAUGCAAUCUCCUUUUUGAGCAACAGCUAUGGCUUGUAAGAGGAUAUAUUUAUUUUCAUAGAUUUUUCAUAGCAAAUAUUCUUUAAAUGGUGUGUUGAAAAGUGAACAACUGAGACCUGUACUGAAAAUAUUUAUAACUUCUAAUGGGUAAAGUAUUUUUUCUCUCAAGUAAAUUCCUCAUCGUUACCAAA
Molecule: messenger RNA, 5623 nt
Organism: Silurus meridionalis
Lineage: Eukaryota; Metazoa; Chordata; Actinopteri; Siluriformes; Siluridae
Product: formin-like
Exons: 17
Coding region: 756-4658 (1300 amino acids)
Biological process (GO): actin nucleation
Cellular component (GO): endoplasmic reticulum membrane; actin filament; cytoplasm
Molecular function (GO): microtubule binding
Source: RefSeq, a predicted model, not a curated record